UGUUCGGAGGAAGCGAGGAGCCUGGAGGAGCAAAGAAAGAAGCUCGGGAUUUAUCUCUCCUUUUAAAAUAAGAAGGAAGAGACCUCCGCCUCUCAUCCCAUGUUCCUCUAGUUUAUAUCUCCACAGAGUGCUUGAGACAUGAUGAAAACUGAACUAUGAGGAGUUUGCUGCUGGACGGCAGCUGACGGACUGAACCAUGGCUCAGUUUCCCACGCCCUUCGGAGUGGGGUCCGACACAUGGGUAAUAUCUGUGGAUGAGAGAGCGAAACAUGACCAGCAGUUCCUCAGUUUGGCCCCCACACCUGCUGGCUUCAUCACAGGUGACCAGGCCAGGAAUUUCUUCCUCCAGUCAGGUUUACCUGCUCCCAUCCUGGCCCAGAUAUGGGCUCUGGCCGACAUGAACAACGAUGGAAAGAUGGACAUGCAUGAAUUUUCCAUAGCCAUGAAGCUGAUUAAACUGAAGCUGCAGGGUCACCCUCUCCCUCCUUCCCUGCCGCCCUCCAUGAAACAGCAGCCCCUCUCCAUACCCCCACAGCCACCCUUCGGGAUGCCUAGUAUGGGUGCCAUGCCAGGCCUGCCAGCUGUGCCACCCAUGCCCUUGCCCCCUCUGCCAGCAGGUGUGUCUCCUCCGCUGGUGGCAUCAGUAGCCCCACCCGUACCAUCCCUGGCCAACGGAGCACCCGCUAUGAUACAACCUAUGACUGGAUUUUCCCAUCCAUCUGCUGGACUCAACAAAACCUCUUCGUUCAACCGUUCCAGUAUCAAACUACAGAAGGGCCAGUCUGUAGAGCUACCCAGUGCUCCGGCAGCUCCUCCGCCUGCAGACUGGGCCGUGCCUCAGUCCUCCCGGCUCAAGUACCGGCAACUCUUCAACAGCCAUGACAAAAUGAUGAGUGGUUAUCUCACAGGUCCACAGGCCAGAACUAUUCUAAUGCAGUCCAGUCUACCGCAGACCCAGCUGGCCACCAUCUGGAACCUGUCAGAUAUAGACCAGGAUGGGAAGUUGACAGCAGAGGAGUUUAUUCUGGCCAUGCACUUGAUUGACAUGGCCAUGUCUGGUCUGCCCCUCCCCCCUUUAUUGACCCCUGACCUUAUACCUCCAACAUUUAGGAGAAUUCGUUCAGGUAGUGGAGUGUCUCUGACCAGUAUGCACUCUACAGACCUACGGUCACAGGAAGAGCCUGGGGAGGAAGAAGAGAAAGAGCUAGAGAAAAAACUUCCAGUCACAUUUGAGGAUAAGAAACGCGAGAACUUUGAGCGUGGAAACCUUGAGCUGGAGAAACGUCGGCAAGCACUGCUGGAGCAGCAGAGGAAAGAGCAGGAGAGACUGGCGGCACUGGAGAAAGAGGAGCAGGAAAGAAAAGAAAGAGAACGACUGGAACAGGAGAGACGCAGACAACAGGAGCUGGACAAACAGCUAGAGAGACAGAGAGAGCUGGAAAGACAAAGGGAGGAGGAGAGACGCAAAGAGAUUGAAAGAAGAGAGGCUGCUAAGCGUGAGCUGGAGCGUCAGCGUCAGUUAGAGUGGGAAAGAGCACGUCGACAGGAGCUGCUCACUCAGAGAAACCGAGAGCAGGAGAACAUCGUCCUGCUCAAAGCCCGCAAGAAAACACUCGAGUUUGAACUGGAGGCUCUGAAUGACAAGAAGACUCAGUUGGAGGGUAAACUGCAAGACAUUCGUUUCCGACUUUCUGCUCAGAGACACGAGAUCGAGAGCACAAAUAAGACGCGAGAGCUCCGCAUUGCAGAGAUCACCAGCCUCCAACAGCAGCUGCAGGAGUCCCAGCAGUGGUUGAGUCGGUUGAUUCCUGAUAAACAGUGUCUGAAUGACCAGCUGAAGCAGGUUCAGCAGAAUAGUCUGCACAGAGACUCCUUGUCCAGUCUUCAAAGAGCCAUAGAAAUGAAGGAAUCAACCAAACAGCAGUUGAGAGAACAGCUGGAUGCUGUGGAGAAGGAAACGCGCUCCAAACUACUGGAGAUUGACGCCUUCAACACACAGCUAAAGGAGCUGCGAGAAAUCCACAACAAACAGCAGAGGCAGAAACAAAAGGAGUUGGAGGCUGACAUCACCCAGUUAUCACAUGACAGGAAGUCCACAGAGCAACAAGAGUCCAGAUUGUCAGGAUCAGAUGAGGGUGUGUCUCCGGUGUGGAGAGAUGAUGGUUUGCGUAAAGUUCCUACUCCUCCUGUGCCCCAUGCCUGGAUGAGCCGAGUGAGUGAAGAGGAGAACCAAAACAGAGCUGACAUUCAGGACAACCUCUCUAAACUCUUCACACAACAGCCAGGCAAACUGCAGGGCCAGUCCCAUUGGUCUAUGGCAGAUAAACUCCCGGUGACUGGUUUUAAUCAGGAGAAGGUAAAAGUGGUCUACUACAGAGCGCUGUACCCCUUUGAGGCCCGCAGUCAUGAUGAGAUCACCAUCCAUCCUGGAGACAUAGUGAUGGUGAAAGGGGAGUGGGUGGACGAAUCUCAGACAGGUGAACCUGGAUGGUUAGGAGGAGAGAUCAAAGGGAAGACUGGGUGGUUCCCUGCCAAUUAUGCAGAGAAAAUCCCUGAAUCUGAUGUUCCUCUUAGUCUGAGGGCCAGUGCCGCUUCUAGCUCCACCCCUAAAUUGAGCUCCCAUUUGACAGCCACACCCUUGUCGACUACUGCUUCACCCAUUCAGCCAAUCUCCACAGAGCCUCCAUCAAUAGCCCCUCCCUCUUCAGCCACAGCCCCUCCAGGCCCCGCCUCGUCCUCGUCUUCAACAUCCAGUAACUGGGCAGAUUUCAGCACUACCUGGCCGUCUAACUCUGCUGUGGAGAAGCAGGACAGCGACGGGUGGGACACGUGGCCGACUCAGCCCACUCAACCCUCACAGCCAUCCCUGUCUGUGCCCAGCGGAGGGCAGAUGAGACAGCGCUCUGCUUUCACCCCUGCCACUCUCUCUGGCUCCUCACCCUCACCUGUACUCGGACAGGGUGAGAAGGUGGAGGGUCUACAGGCGCAGUCUUUGUACCCGUGGAGAGCAAAGAAGGACAAUCACUUGAACUUCAACAAGAGCGAUGUGAUCACCGUACUGGAGCAGCAGGAUAUGUGGUGGUUCGGGGAGGUCCAGGGGCAGAGAGGCUGGUUCCCCAAAUCGUACGUCAAACUCAUCUCUGGGCCUGUCCGGAAAUCUAUGAGUAUUGAGUCUGGCUCCUCAGAAAGCCCUCCCAGUGUUAAGAGACCCAGCCCCUCUCCAAACAAACCCACAGAUCUCGGGGAAGAGUAUGUGGCCAUGUAUACAUAUGAAAGCAGUGAGCAGGGUGACCUGACCUUCCAGCAGGGUGAUAUCAUCACAGUCACAAAGAAAGAAGGAGAUUGGUGGACCGGCACAGUGAGCGGGAAGACUGGAGUUUUCCCGUCCAAUUAUGUUAAACUAAAAGAUUCUGAGGGUUUGGGAUCUGCUGGAAAAACGGGAAGUUUAGGGAAGAAACCAGAGAUUGCCCAGGUGAUUGCCCCUUACACAGCUACCGGGACAGAGCAGCUCACUUUAGCACCUGGCCAGCUCAUUCUCAUUCGCAAGAAAAACCCAGGAGGCUGGUGGGAAGGAGAACUUCAGGCAAGAGGAAAGAAGCGUCAGAUUGGCUGGUUUCCAGCUAAUUAUGUGAAAUUAUUGAGCCCCAGCACCAAUAAAACCACACCCACAGAUCCAAUCCCACCCAAGCUGCCAACACCCAAUGCAGUGUGCCAGGUGAUUGGCAUGUAUGACUACACGGCUCAAAACGAUGAUGAGCUGCCUUUCGGGAAGGGCCAAAUCAUCAACGUGUUGAGCAGAGAGGAUCCUGAUUGGUGGAAAGGAGAGCUGAAUGGUUCUGUCGGCCUUUUCCCAUCAAACUACGUCAAGCUGACCACCGACACAGACCCCAGCCAACAAUGGUGUGCCGACCUCCACCUCCUUGACAUGCUGACACCAAUGGAACGGAAGAGACAGGGUUACACACACGAACUUAUCGUUACAGAGGAGAACUAUGUCAAUGACCUGCAGCUAGUCACUGAGAUCUUCCAGAAGCCUCUGCUGGAGUCGGAAUUGUUGACGGAGAAGGAGGUGGCCAUGAUCUUUGUCAACUGGAAAGAGCUGAUAAUGUGCAACAUUAAGCUGCUCAAGGCACUGCGGGUGAGGAAGAAGAUGUCAGGUGAACGUAUGCCGGUGAAGAUGAUUGGUGACAUCCUGACGGCUCAGCUUCCUCAUAUGCAGCCAUACAUCCGCUUCUGCAGCUGCCAGCUCAAUGGCGCCACUCUCAUUCAGCAGAAAACAGACGAGGUUCCUGAAUUCAAAGAGUUUGUUAAGAGGUUGGCGAUGGACCCCGGCUGUAAGGGAAUGCCCUUGUCCAGUUUCCUGCUCAAACCCAUGCAGAGAGUCACCCGAUACCCCCUCAUCAUCAAAAAUAUUCUAGAAAACACUCCUGAAAGCCACCCGGAUCACAGUCACCUGCGGCUGGCUCUGGAGAAGGCAGAGGAGUUGUGCUCGCAGGUCAAUGAAGGUGUGCGUGAGAAAGAGAACUCAGACCGGCUGGAGUGGAUCCAGGCACAUGUGCAGUGUGAGGGGCUGUCAGAGCAACUUGUGUUCAACUCCGUUACAAACUGCCUGGGCCCUCGGAAGUUCCUGCACAGUGGUAAACUCUACAAAGCCAAGAGCAACAAGGAGCUUUUCGGCUUCCUGUUUAAUGACUUCCUGCUCCUCACUCAGAUCAUCAAACCUCUGGGCUCGUCUGGAACAGACAAAGUCUUCAGUUCGAAAUCCCACCUCCAGUAUCGCAUGUACAAAACGCCCAUCUUUCUGAAUGAGGUUCUGGUGAAGUUGCCCACUGAUCCUUCAGGAGAUGAGCCCAUAUUCCACAUAUCUCACAUCGACAGAGUCUACACCAUACGCGCUGAGAGCAUUAACGAACGGACUGCAUGGGUGCAGAAGAUCAAAGCAGCUUCUGAGCUCUUUAUCGAAACAGAGAAGAAGAAGAGAGAGAAAGCCUACCUUGUGAGGUCUCAGAGGGCUACAGGUAUUGGAAGGCUAAUGGUGAACAUUGUUGAAGGCAUUGAGCUGAAGCCCUGCCGUUCAAAUGGUAAGAGUAACCCAUACUGUGAAGUGACGAUGGGCUCUCAGUGUCACAUCACUAAGACGCUGCAGGACACCCUGAAUCCCAAAUGGAACUCAAACUGCCAGUUCUUCAUCAAAGACCUGGAGCAGGACGUGCUGUGUGUCACUGUGUUUGAAAGGGAUCAGUUCUCCCCGGACGAUUUCUUGGGCAGGACGGAGAUUCGACUGGCUGACAUUAAGAAGGACCAGGGCUCUAAAGGCCCUAUCACUAAGCGUCUGCUUUUACACGAAGUCCCUACUGGAGAAAUUGUGGUCCGACUGGACCUUCAGCUCUUUGACGAACCCUGACCCAUGUUGUGUGACCUGACCUUUUGACCCCCAGAUUCCAUAUCCGCUACUCCUCUGUGGUGAAAGCCCACCAGCCUAAUGUGACAAUCCCACUCCACCCAGUAUCAUGAGUCGCAGAGUGUGAAUGUGUGUAUUGUGCGAGUUUGCAGAAAGCUGCAACAGUCUUAAUCUGUGAUCCAGAUUAAUUUUUAUGUCCUUGGUACCAUUUAAAGACAAGUCUAGUGUGCGAGUGUAAAAGGAUGUACUGUAAUUGAAUGGUGGACAUCUCAGGAUGCUGUAAGUCUUAAAGAUUCUAUCCAUUCUGAUCAGAGAGCUACUGCUUAUAGUAAAAAUACUCCAGGAACAGGAGUGCCUCAGAACUCUUUAUUCUAGAAUGCACAGAUUCAUUCUAGAAUAAACAUGCAUUCCAAGCGAUGUGCCAUUCCAGUGAAAGUCUCAUUAUAGUCUUAAUGUUUGUUCAGCAUUUUAUUCCAUUAUUUCAGUCAUUAACACUAAAAACUAAACCCAGGUUUUGAUAAGGGAAACCUCUCUAGUGUCUAAAACAACUUGUUUAUUUGUUUUCAUUUCAUUUUUCUGAAAGAUAUUGGUGACAAUUGAACACUUGAAUGAAGUCUAGAUGUUUGUUUUUGUGGGUCUAUUAAACCUGAGCAAGUUAGGAUAAAAAAUAAUCUAAGUGUUUUGGCUGAAUAUGGCCACAAACUCUGCAAAACGAUUAUUUUAAUAUAUGCAAAAUUAAUUGGGGUAUUUUUUUUAUUUUAUAUAACAUGCACUAAAAAAAACAGACUACAAGAGUAUCUCUGAAACGCUCCUAAAAGGCCAUUAUGAUAAGCUCAAAUAUGUUCCAGCAUGAGUUUAUAAGUCUGAGCAAUAAUUCCGCAAAUUUAUUUUCAUAAAGAGAUUCUUCAAUUUUACCCUGAGUUUUUAGUUUUCAGAAUAAGCUAUUUAAUAUAUAGUGCUAUAUUUAAGUUAAUACUGCAUAACAAUUGAGUUCACAGUUCGGUUUAAUGUAUUUGAUUUUUUGUAUUGUACUGUUGUUAGGCAUAGUGAUAAACACUGUAGUACUGUCAUAUUUGUAAAAAGAGAGAUCUCAAGAGUUAAUAUUUUGUUGAACUGUGUUCUUAUUUGCUUUUCAUUGUCUGCAAAGAAUAGCAAGAUGGAAUAUAGUGUUACAGGUUUGCAAGGUUACUGUAGGUAGAAAUGGUAUUACAACAAUCAGUUCAAUCCUAAACCAGAGAGCAAAAGGGAUCAAUCGUAACCCAUAUCUACUGAAAAGUUUUCCAAAUAUGUGCAUCAUAGAAAGAGACAACUGUUUUACAUGGUAUGAUCAAAUGUGGCUGUGUGGAUUUUACAAUUUUUUGUUAGUUUACACCCCAGUUAUUGCACUACUGAGCCUGAGAAAUGUGCUGUUUCCUUUUAGACUGUAGCAGGGGAUCUGUAUCAUUACAUUUUUGUGUAUGUUGUUUGUCAAGAUGCAAAACACAUAUUAAUAUUCCACUGCUGUGCAAGUGAGAUGUCAGAGUGAUCAAGGUGAACAGCUAUUUUGGGGCCAGCAAGUCCACUUGGUCUUUCUGUGUUUGUCAAUGCGUGAGAGAGUGAUUCUGAGUGCUUUGAAUGGUUUUUGCUGGGUCACUUUCCCAAACCCCCUCUCGAAUAAUAUUUUAGAUGAUGCAAGGGGACAUGGUCACAUGUUUAUCUUCAAUCCCCUCUUCUCUUUCUAUCCUGACCUUCCCAACUUUGCCCCAUCGGAUAUCUCCCACACUGAACAUUUAAAACCAGAUGAUUUGCAAAGUCCCAUUGAUUCAACAGUAAUAUAUGUCUAUGUUUAAAUCUUUGAAUGGAGUAUAAUAUAUUACAACUUGAGAAGUAAAUAAGUUGAUGACAGUGUAUUGUUAUCAAUGUAGAAGCAGUGUGUUGUCUUAAUGUUGCAAAUAAAACUCAAUUGGA
This is a messenger RNA of Xyrauchen texanus (razorback sucker), 7348 nucleotides long. Its product is annotated as intersectin-1-like. Lineage: Eukaryota; Metazoa; Chordata; Actinopteri; Cypriniformes; Catostomidae. The transcript is spliced from 40 exons. The coding region runs from base 197 to 5404 and encodes 1735 amino acids. Gene Ontology annotation, cellular component: intracellular vesicle; clathrin-coated pit; presynaptic membrane. Gene Ontology annotation, biological process: intracellular signal transduction; endosomal transport; positive regulation of Rho protein signal transduction. Gene Ontology annotation, molecular function: protein binding; guanyl-nucleotide exchange factor activity; molecular adaptor activity. The record is from RefSeq and is a predicted model, not a curated record.